AGCUAAAACUCACACAAAAUCAUACAAGAAAUCAGCAGAAUUAAUUUGGAUCUGAUCAAAAUGGAAGCACCUACGCUUAAUAAGGAUGAAGUUGAAUAUUUCCUAACUGACAUUCUACAGAUUCACAACUGGAAUGAACAACUAGGGAAUAACAGGGUUGAAUUUCUGAAUCAUUUAAUGAUCAAAUACCAGCAGAUUAUACCUUUUCAGACAAUAACGCUUAUGAGUGAAGAUGUCGAGUCUCGGACAGUUCCAAAAUGGAGUGAAAUUAAAACGGACAUUUUUGCAAAAACGGGCGGUAUGUGCCACACAAUGAAUACAUUUAUGUGGGCACUACUGAAAGGACUAGGAUAUGAUGUAUAUCUUGUUUUAUCAAGUGUAGUCUCAAUUGAACAAUACUUGAAGAAAAAUCUUGAUCAUACAAUUGUAAUAGUCCGUGAUCUCACGAUAAAAGGAAGCCUACAUGUUGUCGACUGUGGGCUUGGACUGGCGAUGCGUGAGGCCAUUAUCAUCAAGAACCCGACAAAAGACCAAGACAGCCUAAAUGAAACAAUCUACCAAGGUUCAAAUGAAAUCUUCAAAUAUGUCAGAACAGAAGGAGGAACUUAUGUACGCUACCAUAAGAAGCCGAAAAAAUGGGAAUCAACCAAUGACUGGCGACUUUCUUAUUGGUUCGACAUCCAGCCAACUGAUUUUGCCGAAUUUUAUUACGACCAUGCAUUGAGAAUCUACCUUGGAACUCCAAUGGAGGAAAUUCACCAUUUUCACUACAUCGUGUUCCUAACACGUUUAGAUGGAGAAAGACGAAUCAAGAUUAAAAACUAUGAAAUCAUGGUUGAGAAUGAAGAACACAUCAUGGAGACUAGUGACAUACCCCAAGAUGAACUGAGUGAUCAUAUCAUAAGAUAUUUCCCAGGUUUCAAAGGCAAGGAAGAUAUUAUGAAGAAGGCAUUUGAAAAUAUGGAGAAAAUUAAAGAAAGACUAUCAAUUAAAAAGUCAUAACAAUUCAAGUAUAAAAUACAUAUAAUAUAAAAUACACAAAGUACCUGAGAAAUCCAAAUUUGAUAAGGCUUCAAAUACAAGUGGGCAUUUUUUGUAUUUACUGAAUGAUAUCCUGUGUAUUUUGUAUUUUAAAUGUUUUGAAUUAAAAAUUAUGACUUACACAUUUAACAUGUUUUGUUGGAAAUUUCAUCUUCAGUGAAU
Molecule: messenger RNA, 1203 nt
Organism: Owenia fusiformis
Lineage: Eukaryota; Metazoa; Annelida; Polychaeta; Sabellida; Oweniidae
Source: the annotation of a GenBank genome assembly